This is a messenger RNA of Haliotis rufescens (red abalone), 4298 nucleotides long. RefSeq names its product putative transcription factor p65 homolog. The record is from RefSeq and is a predicted model, not a curated record. Gene Ontology annotation, biological process: non-canonical NF-kappaB signal transduction; innate immune response; regulation of DNA-templated transcription. Lineage: Eukaryota; Metazoa; Mollusca; Gastropoda; Lepetellida; Haliotidae. Gene Ontology annotation, molecular function: DNA binding; DNA-binding transcription factor activity. The transcript has 12 exons. The coding region runs from base 204 to 1859 and encodes 551 amino acids. Gene Ontology annotation, cellular component: cytoplasm.
UGUGCGUGCGUGGACAUAUCUUCUACUCUCCUUACUAAUGUCUUAAUCGAUCAACCAGAGUCGACUGAGCUAUCUACUCUGCACACAACAGAAACCAGAUCACAUACUGCAAUCACCUGCCGAGAGAUUUCAACCUUGAUGACCUGUCUGUUGCUCAGCUCCCAAGUGGUGAGCUUGAGAAAUAUAUUCAAGCCAACUUUGGAAUGCCUGAAGAACAACCAGUCCAGGCCACACAAGAAAUGAAUGGUCAGGGACCCUCACAAGUCCAGACCGGAAUGCAGGGGGGCAUGCUUCGUCAGGUGCAGUCGCCAAUGUUCUCCAGUGCUGCUCUGACCACAGAACCAGCACCUCCACAAGCACCUGCUCGCCAGAGCAACCAGCCAUAUAUGGAGAUAACCGAACAACCCCAGUUUCGCGGACUACGGUUCCGGUACGAGUGUGAGGGAAGAUCUGCUGGCAGCAUACCCGGGGAACACAGUACAGCCGAGAGAAAGACUUUCCCUACUAUUAAGAUACGUAAUUAUAAGGGCCCUGCUAUUGUAGUCGUCUCCUGCGUAACCAGAGAUGCUGCCCCCCUGUGUAAGCCACACCCACAUUCACUUGUGGGGAAAGAUUGUAAGAAAGGCGUGUGUACAGUAAAGGUCAAGGACACGGAUACGAUAACAUUUCCACAUCUGGGUAUUCAGUGUGCCAAGAAGAAGGAUGUGGAAAACAGUUUAAAGCUGAGGAAAGAAAUUAAUGUAGACCCUUUUCAGACUGGUUUCAAUCACGGCAUAGGUCAGAUUGAUCUGAACGUGGUCCGUCUGUGUUUCCAAGUGUUCCUUCCUGAUGCCAGUGGAAAAAUCACAAGAGUUGUCCCCCCGGUAGUGUCACAAGCCAUCCAUGAUAAAAAAUCUGUCAAUGAGCUGACAAUAUGCCGUGUCGAUCGCAGUUCAGGCAAGGCAAAAGGUGGAGACGAAAUCUUUCUCCUGUGUGAAAAAGUUAACAAAGAUGAUAUCCAAAUCCGAUUCUUUAAAGACACAGCUGCUGGUUGUAUGUGGGAGGACUAUGGUGAUUUUGGCCAGGGGGACGUGCAUAGACAGUUUGCCAUUGUGUUCAAGACCCCAGCUUACAAGGAGGCGUACAUACAGCAGCCUGUCGAGGUCCAGCUUCAGCUGCGACGACCGUCCGACAACGAGACCUCGGAAUCUAUUCCGUUUACUUACAUGCCGGAGGAUCCUGACCCAGAUAGAAUUGAGGAAAAGAGGAAGCGUAAAGCAGCAAACUUUAUUCAGAAUUGGACCAGUUCAGGUGUGAGUGAACGAGGAAACGCAACAGUAAAAGAAGGGUUACGGACAAAGCUGAAAGCAAAUCGUAGGAUCAAGCAAGAAGGCGAACCAAUGGCGCAAGAUGAACUACCCAGAUACUCCUUCACCAACACCGGCGCCAGUGCAUCAGCAGGGAACAUGACAGGCGUGCCCACGAUGAACAUCCGCACCGCAGACAACACGGCCAUGGGAAGCAUAACAGUCUCCAGCACAACCUCGGCUGCAGCCAACCCCCAGUUUCAGAACUUGAGGAUCGACCACACAGGGAAUGUGAUUGACAGCUUGGUAGUACAGAACCAGCAGCAGCAGCAGCAGAUGCUACUGGGAGCUGGCCAGAUCAACCCUGCCACCAUCGACAUGGAAUUGCUUCACGCCUAUCUCCAGGAUGCACAAGGAAAUGGUGACGCUCUGUCAGCUGACCUGCUGGACGAAACAUACGACCCCAAUGUGGCUGCUAUGGAGAGUGUGUCGAGUAACACCCCUCAGUUGAAUCACCCCGGUUCCUUUGCAGCUACACAAGAGAGUUUACAGGGGCUAAGUGAGAACUCGUGAACACAACAGGUGAAGGACAGUUUGUUUUAUACAGAGUGCUUUGUGUACAUCGUCAUGCAUUGGUGUCCAAUAAAUGUGAAAAAAUGUAAAUAUCAAGUCUUAUUUCUCUCCCAGAUUCAGUUACACUGCCAGAAAGAUAGAUGAAAUUUUAGACAGUUUGGUCCCAUUCAAAAUCCUGUUCCUAAUAUGCAUCCACCAUGAAUAUGAUGAACAAUGUCAGAGCUUUUGUUGGGGAUGUUUUUCUUAGUAAAAGGUCCAUUGUUUCUGACCAACAGCAGAUGAAAUUUCUUCCAGGACAUGUUCACUGAUUCUUGGAAAUCUAUAAGUGAAAAAGGAAGCCCUUUGCAGGAUAUGUUACAUGCCAUUCAUGAACUGAACAUUGAUAUGUGUUAUUUGUCUCCUGCGUUGAAGCAAUGGUAGAGACCUCCUCUACACUAUACGAUGUGUGUUUUAUGCUCCAAGUAAAGCCUUUCAAAGAUGUUUUAUACAAAUGGUUAUCAUUAUUGUUUAAGAAUUGUACAUACAAUUCAGAACACAUUUACAGAUGUGUUUUAAAAAUGUAUCUGUGCUUUCUAUUGUACUGUGUUUGAAAUUAGGCCUGAGGGUCAAAGGGUCCUUAUGAUAUCACGAACAUUAAAUGUUUCAGAUUUAGGGAACCCUCUAGAUUCAAAUACUAUAGCAGCAUCUCUCAUCGACCCCCAGGACCCCUCUUUAUUUCUAACACUGUGGAGAUAUUUCCUUGGCACAGGCUUUUAGCCUUUCAUGUGUGUUUGGCUGUAUUUUUAGCAUGACCACAAGACUGUUGCAUUGUAUGGGAUGGACUUGUUCUUCAUAGGACUGUCCGUGCUUCUACUCAAAUCUGUGAACUGUUCAUGACAUUUAGUGCUUUGUUAUCAUGAAUAUACCAUUGUUUGUGUUUUGUACUUCAUGUUAAAAGAUCAUCUUAAAAUAUGUUUUGCAUGAAAAGUGCCAUCUUUCUUACAGUAUCAAGGCUUCCUACAUUAUCAGAUCGGGAUGUUAUUUGUUUGUUAUUUUAGGUGCUAAGUAUCCCAAUCCGAUUAAAAUCAGCUUUUUUAACUCUGAUAUGAUGCCUCUCUGUGUGAAGAAUGACUAAUCCCCUGUGGGAGGUCAUGUCAGGUGAACUUUCUGAUCAGCCAAUCAGGACCUUCGGACGCUUUGUAUGAGGUAGCAAGGUUUUGAAGCAGUAUAUAUGAUUUCUGUUUUAAAAUUUUAUUUAAAAAACAGACAUAAAUGGGCUGUUCCGAUUUUUGAAUAAUUCCUAUCAUUUCUGAAUGCCAUGACAUCAACACCCAUAGGGGUGUAUGAUGGAAUGGUAAACAUGGGUCUAUGCGGGUUUUGUUAAAGUUCUAAAUUUCUGAAUUGAGGUAGUAAAGAAAUAAAGCCAAAUCAUUUUAGGAAGCCACAUCUGAUUGGCUCCAGCACUAACAGAUACUUCAUUGCAAGCUCCAUGUUCAACUGGCCGCCAACGCAUAUGGAGUGUUAGUCAGUUCCUCAUGCGGAGUGUUUCGGAGUGAAAGAUCUGAUUUUUAUGAGAUUGUGAUUUUCCAAACUUUUGUGAAAUGUGAUAUUUUGUUAAUAUUGAUUCCCAAUAACAUCAUGACAACUCAACAAGUAAUUAGAGGAUCUUAAAAAAUGAUUUGGAGAAGGAUGAUAAAAAAUUGAAGGAAAACAAGCUGAUUUGUUUACUAGUUGAAUCUCUGUAUAUUUAUGUAUAAACCCUGCAUACAAUCUAGUUACGAGAUAUCUGCAGGAAGCUUGUAAUUUCUUAUCUUGCUUCAUCUUGAGCUGUCUAUCAGAAUAAAGCAUUUACAGAGCUAUAUUUGUAGUGAAUAUGUUUUAAGGUGCCUCUCAUUAUCACUAGGAUACAUCUUGCAUUGGAGAAACAAGCUUUUUGGUGUCAUAUUUUUUCGCAAGUAUGUGAUGUAAAAGUAAUUUUCAUCUGAAAUUAGAGUUUGACUUUGCAUGAGGAUAAUAUGUUUAACAAAACUUUUCUCCUCAUCAUUAUGAUCAUGUUGGUUCAAUUAAAAUGUGCAAAUAAUUAACUUUUCAGGGCAACCAAUAAUUUCUGGUUUUGUCUGGAUUAAGUCCGGUUUUGUGAAUGUCAAUAUUGUCCGGAUUUUAAGGGAAGAGUUAUUUUUCUUUGCCCAAACUAUGUCGCUCUGUUUGAAUUAGUACCGGUAUUAUGCAGUCUGCAAUUAUAUCCACAAUCCUGAAGCCUAAGCCUGGUAACAUUUCUUUUUGUCUAGUAAGUAUGGUAAUCUCAGCUCAUAAUAGUUCAUAGAUCAACAUUAAAAGUGUUGCCAAUAGAUGAGCUUUUGUCAUAGACUGUCUAUGUUCAACUGCCCAGUGAGUGUGAAAUGACCAAAAACCAACAACCUGGUGACCUGGUCUGUUUAAAUAUUAGCAUCUGAUAAGAAA